Molecule: messenger RNA, 5767 nt
Organism: Liolophura sinensis
Lineage: Eukaryota; Metazoa; Mollusca; Polyplacophora; Chitonida; Chitonidae
Source: RefSeq, a predicted model, not a curated record
AAAAAAAACGUGCUAGCCCAGCGCGUUGACCCACGAUCUAUCAGCAAUGCGAUCGCUGUGAGUUCAAGUCCAACUUAUGCUGGCUUCCUCUCAGGUCGUACAUGGGAAUUUCUGCCAGGAAACCGUGGAUUUUCCCCAGACUGUGUACCGUUUUAUCCCACCAAAUUUCACCAAGUGAAAUACUCUUCGGCGUACGGCGUAAAUAAAAAAAAACAAUGAAACGAAAUUUAUAAAUGAAUAAAAACAUAAUAUUCUGUUAAAGGACUUGGUAUGGUAAGGCGGGGAAUGACACACUCGUAAGGCUAUUUCUUUUGUUCAGUUCUGUUUUACUUGUCUUUUCCGGUUAUAUGGCAGGAUCGCAUUGAAGCAAUGUAUAAGUCAUAGAAUGGAAAAAUUGGUAGCCUGCUCCAGCCUCAGCGGAACAAAAUAGAACAAAACUAAGUGAAAAUAUUUUUUCUCCGAAAUACACGGCUAACACACGCAUGCAUAGUGGUUAUAGUGGAUACUGUCACAUCGACCGUGAUACAGAUACGUCUACAUAUCUGGGCAUGCGCAGUGGCGAACCUUUAGUCUGGGACAGGAAAUCAAGUCUGUACAGUGUACGGCUGCACACACAGGGUGGAUUUCAUCCGAUACAGAAGUGUUUUACCGGCCCAGCUGUCGUCGAUGUUUUGUACCGGUAUAGGAACUUGAACUGUACGUGUUGGAAACAGUUUCAAAGUCAGACGGGCUUCUCCAGUUUCAUCAUUGAUUAGCCGAGUGUGACCAUCCGUUGAUCUAUAGCACGAUGACUGGUAAGCCUACAAGUACAAGAGAUCGGCCGUGGCCAGAACUACAGUCUGCCUUCUAACGUACAUUUAGAUACGAAGACCUUUCCAGACAGCCAAAAAUGCAGAGGCCUAAAGAAACCUCGUCAGUGACCACGGCUGGCAAAGGCCUGGCAGUUUUCCUCCUGUGGACUCUGACGUCUUUCGUCUGUCACUAUGCUGCUAAGCAGUUUUUGCAGACGUCACGGGAAAUGUGGGGCGAUGACGCAGCCGUUUAUGGGGUUAUCAUGUUGACGUUUACGCAGAUUUUCACCUGCUUCAGUCUUCUGAGAAUUCCUUUCUUGGCGUCCUGGAGCGCCGAAUACGACAGGAAGGACUGUCUCUGCGUUGCAGUGGUAUCUCACGUGAUGGCCACGAUGGCGACCAAUCACAGCAUGACUCUCAUUCACGCCGACUCCACAUUCGCCAUUAAGCUGAUGGAGCCAAUCACAAGCGCCGUUAUGUCCAUGUUGGUGAUGGGUACGACGUUGAGUGUCACUGGAUGGUGCAGUUUGCCUGUGAUCGUGUGCGGCGCUGUAGGUUUUAUUGGCAACCCGUUCACCGACAUGAAGCUGGGCUAUGGCGCUUGGUACGCCGUCAUUUCCAACGUCAUCUUAGCCAUCAGAAACCUGGGCAUCAAAUUUUUAAACAAAGAAAAAAAUAUUUCCUUCAGACCGCAUCGGACUGUGGGCGCGUACUACGCCGUCACCGUGGGUACGGGUGUCGCCAUCUUGUAUUCUCAGCCGGGCAACAGGUCUAUCAUAUUCAGUUACAUCUGUCUCUUCGUUUCAUCUACAUUCCACGUCAUUUAUUCCUACGUGUCCACUGGUAUCGUACUUCAGUACCUCUCCGUCGUCAGCCAUUCCGUGGCCAACAUCUGGAAGCGGAUAUUGGUGGUGUUGUUGUUGUAUUCAGUGGGGAAUAGACAAGCCUCGCCGACAAACGUGCUGUUUCUAGGCCUUUGCACAUGCGGACUGUUGGUUUACGUCUACGGUCAGUCGUCAAGUAAAGUCUCGACCGACAAAGAUGUGACUGCGCAGAACCGGAAGCGCUUGACGCUGGCUCUGGCGUUAUCUCUCGCCUGCGUUGUGCUGUUCACGGGACUAAUCCCCCUCCAGAGAAUUGGGAUUCACGGAAUUCAGAACCUGGGGUCCUUCUACGCCUCACACGGAUUAAAAGCUGUCGCCAAGGAACCCUCCAGAGGAUUACUGGCGUACGAAGACAGAGAGUCGAUGUUAGCUCACACGAUGCCAAGAUCUAAGUUAUUUACGGAUCCGAAAAUCAAGGAAUUCCUGUCCUGGAAGUUAACAGAGCAUUCCAACGAAACGGACAUUUUGGCGCGUCAGUUGACGACUACCGAUGACGUCAUAUCCGAAGCGCAAAGGAUCUUGCUGCAAGUCUCCAAGGAACUAUUCGGUACUUACAAAUACGCCUUCCUCUUCGAUAUGGCGAAUUUUGAAAACAAGGGUGACCCCGCCAUCAACAUGGGCGAGUUGUACCUUCUGAGAGUUAUGAACGUGGAAGUGCUGUAUAAUUGCCAUUAUGGCAAUUGCACGGACAAAGCACUGAUGAGGGCACAGAAUAUAGCGUCCCAAUUCAGCAAGAAUGACCUUGUAAUUUUGUGCAGCGGAGGGGGCAACAUGGGCGGUUACCCAAUAAAUGACCACUUAAGAUACAAAAUCUUCAAAAAGUUUCCAGAUCACAAAAUAGUCGUGUUUCCUCAGAGUACGUGGUUUCACGAUCCCAAGCAUUUUACCCUCGCCAAGACGAUAUAUGCGAGUCACAAUGACUUGACCAUGUUACGGGACCGAGUCUCGUUGGAGUUCGUUAGGCGGAACUUCCCGAAGCCAAAAACUUACUUGGCUCCGGACGUCGCACUGUUUACAGGGCGGGUGCAGCGAUUCAUGCCGCCCGUCUACGAUAUAAUCUGGCUGCGCAGAGGCGACGGUGAAUCGACCAAAUACAAAGUACCGCCUCUGCCGCAUAACGUAUCCAUGAUGGUUUCUGACUGGUGGGUAUUUAGGUCGCCAAAGGGCAAAAAUGUCAUGGAGAAUACAUUUCUUACACGACGACAGGGUUUAUGUUUAUACAGAGGGGGGCGUGUCCUAAUCACAGACCGUCUCCAUGGACAUAUUCUUGCUGUGCUUCUCGACAUUCCACACGUGAUCAUUGACAACAAAAUUAAAAAAAUAAGUAACUUUAGAAAUUCUUGGACUGCCAAUUUUAGAGAUCGUCCGGUAGCAUCCGACCCGGAGGAUGCCGUUUCUAAAGCAAUUGAACUUAUUAAAUUGUUUAACCAGAGACUGCCUACACCGGUGGCGUACAUGCGCAGUGAGCCUUAGCAAGGAAUUCCGUAAAACAGUUAUGUAGCUUCUCUUACCGGAUGUGUGGGCAGACAGUGACUUGGUGUUGGAAAAGUCUUGAAGCCAUUAAGUUUGAAGUUGUAACUCACAAAGAAAAAAACUUUUCUUUUCUUAGAAGAGUUUUCUUCCCAAAGUUUAUUUUAAGUUGUUCUUUCAAGGUGUCGUUCAACCCAGGCACCACCUAUAACAGGGUGCACGUUUCUGUAGGGGAGUGUGGAGAUUCAACGCCUUUAUUGGUAAACGUAAAAAAAAAAACAUACUAUAGUAUUUGAUUUUAUUUUUGAUCACGUUUGCUCUAACAUGGACGUCUGAAGAACGUUUCGCAAAAAGUUGUUUAGAGAGGCGAAAGAUACAGAAAGUGAGAAGCUGAACGUUUUUGCACUGUCAUUUGUUCCUCCGGGGCACGAUAAGACAUGUCGUCGGCAAUUUAAUGUCGGCAAAAAUUGCCUAACAUGAUAUUGUAUGAGCUUCUUUUACCUUUAGCGAUUGCGAAGGUCGUUUGGCAACUGCGAAGGUCGUUUGGCGACUGCGAAGGUCGUUUGGCGACUGCGAGACACAGGUGCCUCUCGCCAAUGUGGGCGCUGUGAGUACAGCUCAUCAAUCAAUCAAUCUAUCAAUCAACCAAAGUGUGGCUUUUAACUUUUUACGCAAGCAGAGCAAUCAUUUCUGUGCACUUUUACUGGAAGAAUUUUCGUAGUUGAGACCUUGAAGACUUGAUGGACACAGUGAAAUGUCUUUGUAUGUGCGAAAAUUACAUAAAAUAACCACUGUAAUCACUCCGUUGGAUUCCACGUGUUUAAAACACUAAAGUUUAGCUUUAAAAAGUUCAGAGGAAAGAGUUCUACAUGUUUGUUGUACACGUGUACACGUGGACUUAUAUUUUUCUUUAAAGAGAAAAAGAAACUUUAAUAAUUUUCUAUGGUUGGUAUUUGGGACCACCUCUUGAUUCAUGUUGUCUUUGUGUUAUAAUGUUAUAAAUGAGUAUGUGACACAUGUUUAACGAAUAUAUUUACAAAAUUUGGUCUUCUCAGCUUACAAAUGUGUUCAACCUGGAUUUUGAUCAUAUUGGUAUUUUCAGUAUAUUCAUAAAUAUGAUCACAAUGUAAACAACAAAUGUUCAUUCAAACAAAUUUAUUACAUAUGCAUCACAUCCUUAUUUAGAACAUUAUUAUGCAAAGACGAUGUAUACCAAGAUGUGGUCCCAAAUACCCUCCACAUAAAAAUAUUUUCAAAUACCCUUUUCAUCCCAAAGAAAAAUUACUCAAAACUUUUCACCAGUUUUCGCACUCUUUCAUCUAAUUUUGCCAAGAUAUUUAUGUUUUCUUCCCUUUUAAGGUGAAUGAAAAUGCUCAACCAGUUAUCCUAUAUGUUUAUAUAGCCCACCAUUGUAAGAGAGCUAUGGGAUUAAGCAAAUAUCAAGAAAAAUAAAUGAAUAAAUAAACAAUGCACAGGCAUAAACCUAAAUGUAAAAUAAUGCGUUAAUAUGCAUAACGGCUUUUGUGUUUAUUCUACGCUUUCGUCUUGAAUGUUUUGUUGUUUUGAAAAGAAUAUUUAUGUAAAAAUUUAAAAAAUCUAUCGAAUCGGGACGCAGAGAGUGCGUUGCUAUGUGGAUCUAAAUGUACCAUAUGAGACAACCGAGCAUACGUCCAUCAAAUUGGAAGUAUCUGGUGUCAGAUCAAAAUAGGCUGUGAUUGUGCACUGUUUGCUUACGGGAAAAAGCGAAAAGCAUAUAUGCACUUCAAAGCGAGGUUUUGUCUUUGAAGACAAUAACCCAGGAUUUUCAGAGAGAUUAUGUAGCUAGGGUUUUUUGCCACUUAUCUGAAAGUAUAUCCGUUCCCUGAAUAUAGAAACGCAGAAAUAUCAUUUAGUCCAUGAGCAAGAUAGAGAGCACGAGAUAAAAAAAAUACCCGAGAUAACUAGCAAUUGUGUUAUGUGCCUUUGAAAAACUUGACUUAACAUUGCUGUUUCUCUAACUUAAUUCAACAACAACAUUCGUGCAUCCUUUCCAUUGUGUAUGAGGACACACCGCAAUUCAGUGUAGGUAGCGGUUACUGGAUUUGAAUUCAGCGUAACUGGGAGUUAUAAAGAUCUAUAGUAAGUUACAAGUCAGUAUGGGAGCGACUACCGAAUCUGACUUCAUUGCAACUGACGGUUGUAUAGGUUGUAAAUAGUAAGACAAAGGUCACCAUGAUGGGGCGGCUACUGGGUCUGACUUCACUGGGACUGACGUAAGUGACAAGUCAGUGUGGGGAGCGGAUUACUGGAUCUCACUUUAGCGUGAAGGGAUUUAUAUAAAUUUAUAGUAAGGGUCGGGUCAGUAUGGGGAAGGCCUACCUCACCUAUCUUUAGUGUGACUGAAAGUCACAGAACAGUACUGGCAUGAACAUGUUAGUUUUCUUUUAAGGCAUAUUUUCUGGUAAAUGGGUUCCAUUGCAUAUAUAAAACUGUCAUAUAUCUGAUAACAAUAAUUAAAAUUUCCGCUUUACAUGAUUACUACAGUGGGCAAAACUUAUGAGGUUUCCAUCAUUAUUGUUUUAUUGUUUGUGCUUCAGAGUUGUAUUAAAUGGGAUAUAUGGGAAUAAAUGUGAUAAAUGGAAA